CUCAGCUGGGUCAGGGGGCGGAGCCUCAGGUGUGUCAGCUCUAGUCAGGUUUGGAUCAGAACCGGUUCAGACUCCAUGCAGCAGCAGAGCAGCGUCUGGAUCAGGCCAGAAGAUGGAAGAUCAGGACAGAGCAGAACCUCCAGGACCCAUCAGUCCAUCUAUGAGGAGUGAUUGGUCCAAAGGUCUUCCUCCAGACUUCAGUAAUGAACCUGAACCAUCAGACAGAAAGAGCUGUGAGUGUGAAGAAAGACCCAGAACAGGAGCUGAACGGCCGACAGCCAAUCAGAGCAGCUGUUCUCCAGAUUUUGAUAUUCGGUGUCAGAGUGACCAUAAAGCGUCUCUGAAGAAGAAGUUCCAGAGUCUCUCUGAAGGCGUCGCUGAACCUGGAAAUCAAACCGUUCUGAACCAGAUCUACACAGAGCUCCACAUCACAGAGGGGUUAACUAGAGAGGUCAACCAGGAACAUGAGGUCAGACACAUUGAAACAGCAUCCUGGAAACAAGAAACAAUCAGAAGAGAAGACAUCUUUAAAGUCCCACCUGGAAGAGAUCAACCAAUCAGAACAGUGAUGACCAUGGGAGUGGCUGGCAUUGGGAAAACACUGUUAACACAGAAGUUCACUCUGGACUGGGCUGAAGGCAAAACCAACCAGAACAUUGAUUUCAUAUUUCCAUUCACUUUCAGAGAGCUGAAUAUGUUGAAAGAAGAAAAGUUCAGCUUAUUAGGACUGAUUCAUAAAUUAUUUUCUAAAACCAAAGAAAUCAGCAGCUUUGAAACGUUCCAGGUUCUGUUCAUCUUUGAUGGUCUGGAUGAAAGUCGAUUUACUCUGAAUUUCAAGAACAAUCCGAUCCUGACUGAUGUUACAGAGUCCAGCUCAGUGGAUGUUCUGGUGACAAACCUCAUCAGGAGGAAACUGCUUCCCUCUGCUCUCCUCUGGAUAACCACACGACCUGCAGCAGCCAAUCAGAUCCCUGCUGAGUGUGUCGACAUGGCAACAGAGGUCAGAGGGUUCACUGACCCCCAGAAGGAGGAGUACUUCAGGAAGAGAUUCAGAGAUGAUGAAGAGAAGGCCAGCAGGAUCAUCUCCCACAUCCAGAAAUCAAAAAGUCUCCACAUCAUGUGUCACAUCCCAGUUUUCUGCUGGAUCACUGCUAAAGUUCUGGAGGAUGUGAUGAAGACCAGAGAGGGAGAAAAACUGCCAAAGACUCUGACUGAGAUGUACAUAGCAUUCCUGGAGGUUAACUUCGCAAUCAAGAAGGAAAAGUAUGAUGGAGGAAAAAAGACAAGAUCAAUCUGGAGUCCAGAGAACAAGAAGCUGAUUGAGUCUCUAGGAAAACUGGCUUUUGAGCAGCUGCUGGAGGGAAACCUGAUCUUCUAUGACGAAGAGCUCAAAAAGUGCGGCAUCAACAUCAAAGAUGCUGCGUUGUUCUCAGGAGUGUUCACUGAAAUGUUUAAAAGAGAGAGAGGGACGUGCGACAUCUCCGUCUACUCCUUUGUUCAUCUGAGCAUCCAGGAGUUUCUGGCUGCAGUCUACAUGCUCCACUGUUUCACCAGCAGGAAGUCAGAGGUGAUCAAGACGUUUCUGGGAGAAAAAUACAGAGAAACAUCUCUAGAUGAGUUCAUGGAGGAAGUCAUGGAGAAAUCCCUCAGCAGUGAAAAUGGCCACCUGGACCUGUUUGUCCGCUUCCUUCAUGGUCUCACUGUGGAGUCCAACCAGAGACUCUUAGAAGAUCUGCUGGGUCAGACAGAGAACAGUCCAGGAACCAUCCAGAGAAUCAUCACCAACCUGAAGGAGAUGAACACUGAUAGAAUCUCUACUGACAGAAUCAUCAACAUCUUCUACUGUCUGGUGGAGAUGAACGACGUCUCAUUUUAUCAGGAGAUCCAACGGCUGCUGGAUUCAGGGAAGAAGCUCUCAGAGACUCACUGUUCAGCUCUGGCCUUCAUGCUGCAGAUGUCAGAGGUUCUGGAUGAGUUGGACCUGGAGAAGUACAACACAUCAGAAUCAGGACGACAGAGACUGGUUCCAGCUGUGAGGAACUGCAGAAAGGCUCGACUUGGUGGCUGUUGGCUCCAAAAGGCUGAAUGUGAAGUUUUGGCCUCGGCUCUGAAGUCCAACCCAGAUCUGACUGAACUGGAAAUAAAUCAGAUCUACAUAAAUGGAGGUGGAGACUCUGAUCUGAAGCCUGUGGUUGAGAUCCUGGAGAGUUCAGUCAGUAAAGUGAAGAAUCUGAGAUUGGACUGCAGUUUGUCAGAGACCAGCUGGACUUCUCUGUUCUCAGCUCUGAAGUCCAAACCGACCCAUCUGACAAAACUGGAGCUGAUCUACACCAACCUGGAAGAUUCUGGAGUGAAGGAGCUCUGUGGUUUUCUACAGACUGAAGGCUGCAGACUGGAGACAUUGAAAUUGUGGAACUGCAGUUUGUCAAAGAUCAGCUGUGAUUAUUUGGCCUCAACUCUGAAGUCCAACCCGACCCGUCUGACAAAACUGGACCUGGGAGGAAACAACCUGAAGGAUUCAGAUGUUCAGCAGCUGAAGAAUCUUGUAAAGACUUUAAAGUGCUAUCCACAGGAUGUCUACAUUAGAGCUUACCGUAAUUAUGACUGAUCCCAGUAAAGUAGAAAAUGGUCUCAGUGUCCUGCUGAUCCUCAGAGGUUGAAGCUGCAGCAGUUUGAGUCUAAAGAGACUCUGACUGGAUCAUAAUGAUGACCUCUGACCUCCAAGGUUUUCCUCCUGUUUAUAUUCUCAUGUCUGUCAUUUAGUGUCUGAUAUUGUUUGUCUCUUUGGAUCAAUAAAGAUCCAAUUCAAACUUGGCUCCAUUUAGAGGCUUCAUGGAGUUUUGAUCUGAACUGGAUUCAACUGGAAAGUUGAUCUUUUUUCUCUCUGAUUCAUUUUCAUCCUGGAACCAGAAAUGGUCUGAGAAUGGAAACAUGGGAAUCAUUUUCAGUUCAGCUUUGAAGCCAUGAAAGACACUUCAAACCUCUUUUCUCUGCUGCUUCUUCCUUCUGCUGACAUGAAAAUGUUCCUCAAAGCUCCACAGAUAAAAAGAUGCUUUACUGGAAACUGCAGAGAAACUUCAGCUUCCAUCAGAGAAACCAGUUUAACCAGUUUAGAACUGGAUGUCCUACAGAAACUCUGAUCUUAGAGCAGUUUUCAGGAACAUGUGGAACCUGGAAAAAAAAAGAUUUUAUAUAUUUUAUGUUCAUUGUAAAAGCUAAAUCUUGAAGUUUUACGUCAUUAUUGAAAUAAAGUUUUUUUAAAAAUC
Messenger RNA from Xiphophorus maculatus (southern platyfish), 3266 nucleotides. RefSeq names its product NLR family CARD domain-containing protein 3-like. The coding region runs from base 113 to 2608 and encodes 831 amino acids. Lineage: Eukaryota; Metazoa; Chordata; Actinopteri; Cyprinodontiformes; Poeciliidae. The transcript has 8 exons. The record is from RefSeq and is a predicted model, not a curated record. Gene Ontology annotation, molecular function: protein binding.